Molecule: messenger RNA, 1077 nt
Organism: Fulmarus glacialis (Northern fulmar)
Lineage: Eukaryota; Metazoa; Chordata; Aves; Procellariiformes; Procellariidae
Gene: OGN
Product: osteoglycin
Exons: 7
Coding region: 119-994 (291 amino acids)
Molecular function (GO): protein binding
Source: RefSeq, a predicted model, not a curated record
CAAUCACAGAAGAACUUUUUAUCUGCUAAAACGUCACAAAGAAAGUAUUCUCCAUAGUCAACACACGAGCAGAUCUCCACCAGCUCAGUGAAAGCCAGAUACAGUGUUCCGUGCAAGAAUGAAGACUUUGCAGACUACUUUUAUUUUGUUUGUGUUUGUACCUUUGGUAAAUUCAGCACCACCUAAACAGCAAGAAUCACUCCAGUUUUAUGAGUAUGAUACAGAUGUUACCAUGGGAAGCCUGAUCCAACAAGAUUAUGAAAUGCAAUCCAAGGAUAUAAGAAAGGAUGGAACAAAUGUUUCUCUUGACACUUCCCUAAGACUGCAAGGGGAUGACAGCAAUGUACCACCAACAAAGGAUACAAAUUUACCUACUUGUCUGCUCUGUGUGUGUUUAAGCGGAUCAGUGUACUGCGAGGAAAUAGACAUCGAAGCUGUACCCCCACUGCCAAAGGAAACAGCGUAUCUUUAUGCCCGAUUUAACAAAAUAAAAAGGAUAGCAGUCUCAGAUUUUGCUGACAUUACUACCUUGAGAAGAAUUGAUUUUAGUGGAAAUAGGAUAGAAGAAAUAGAAGAUGGAGCCUUCUCAAAGCUUCUGUUAUUGGAAGAACUUUCUCUUGCUGAAAAUCGACUUAUAAAACUUCCCGUUCUACCUCCCAAACUAACAACAUUUAAUGCAAACCAAAAUAGAAUCAAGAGCAGAGGAAUCAAAGCAAAUGCUUUCAAGAAGCUGACAAAUUUGGCCUACCUCUACUUAGGACAUAACGCACUGGAAUCUGUUCCCCUUAACUUACCAGAAAGCCUGCGUAUUCUUCACCUUCAGUACAAUAAUAUUACUACAAUCACCGAUGACACAUUCUGCAAAUCUAAUAACACACGUUACAUCCGCACACACAUGGAUGAGAUAAGGAUGGAAGGCAAUCCGAUCCUCUUGGCAAAGCAUGUUAAUGCUUUUUCCUGCUUGAGAACACUGCCUGUAGGAGCAUACUACUAGCCACUACUUACGUAAUUAUACAUGCCAAAACUUAAACAUGGUAACAGAAGAUCAUUCUUUUUCCUCUGUUUACACGUUUAUAU